Molecule: messenger RNA, 1572 nt
Organism: Closterium sp. NIES-65
Lineage: Eukaryota; Viridiplantae; Streptophyta; Zygnematophyceae; Desmidiales; Closteriaceae
Source: the annotation of a GenBank genome assembly
AUGGGAACUCGAAACUGUGAUAUACGUGUUUUAUUGACAUUCACCCAUCUCUCACCGCAACAGCUGCACCACAAUCCAAGAAGGGGACACGCUCUAUCCCAUUCCACAUUCCACAGCGAUCACCGCGCACAUCGCAUCGCAACAGUCCGCCGCCAUUAUCCGCCAGCCGCCAUGACCGCCGCCUCCAUCUCCGCCUGCAGCGAAUGCCUUCUCCCACGCCGCCCCCUCGGCCAUCACGCGCCUCCGCGCCGCAGCGCCCACGCCAAGCCGUUCCCCAGACCCGCGUUCAUCCCGUCCCCGCCCGCCAGCCUCCUCUCGAAUCCCCGUGCCGUCUGCCGACCGCCGCGCGCUGACCGUGCUGCCGCACCGCGCGCGCAAUCAUCGUCGCACGACGAUCUCGAGGGACGACAGCAGCGCGACACGUGUCUAUCCCGCCGUGACGCCCUCCUCUCCCUCGCGCUGCUCCCCCCCUCCCUCUCCGCCGCGGCGCUCCUCUCCCCGUCACCGUCGCUCGCCGCGUCGCCGGCGGCCCCCGACACGACCGUGACGCACCGCGCGUUCCUCGACUUCGCCGUGUGCCCCACGGCCGUGCGCCUCGACCGCACGCUGGGCGACGACGCGCUCAUCUGCGCCGACGGCGAGCCUCUCGGGCGCGUCGUGCUGGGGCUGUACGGGCGCGCGGCGCCCGACACGGUGGCGCAGUUCGUGCGCAUGGUGGCGGGCGACGCGGGGUCAACGUACAAGGGGAGCGUGAUCCACCGCUCGCUGCCCGGGCAGUACGUGCAGGCGGGCCACCAGGGGCAGGUGGCGCGCGGGGACGUGGCUCCGCCGACGCUGCUUCCGCCGAACCGCGACACGGUGGCGGCGGCGUCGUUCGCGCUGAGCCACCUGCGGCCCGGCACGCUGUCGCUGUGCGUGGGGGAGAACAACGACGACGAGCGCGCGCGCGCCCGCAGCAACUACCGCAACGUGGAGUUCCUCAUCACCACGGGUGGGACUGAGGGGGAAGGGGGGAGGGGGCGGGACAAAGGGGAAACAGGGAGAGGGGAAUGGGGUGGCCAGCAGGUCGUUGUGUGUAGCCUUGGCUUGGUGGUGCACGUGACCGCAUGCUCGCCAAUCAUCCGUCCCUUGCUCACCGCUCUCUUCGUCCCUUUCAUCCGCCGCCCUUUCCCCCCCUCAACUGCUGCCUCCUUCCGUCAUAGGCCACCCCUUUCCCCUGCACGCCCUAUCCUCUCCACUCUGCUCCGCGGCCUACCUGUUACAUGUUACAGCCCCACUGCCUCCUCAGAUUUUCUCUUUCUUCCCCCGUCCCCCUUUCCUCCCCUCCCCCCACCAGGCCCUGGCCCGGCCACGCAGCUGGACGGCGACAACAUCGUCUUCGGCACCGUGCUGGAAGGCAUGGAGGUGGUGGCGGCGGUGGCAGCAGUGCCCACCUUCCAGCCCAGCGACCGCAUCCGCCAGUUCAACGACUUCGCUGCUCUGCUGGGUGACGACCGCGCCGCCAAGGGCCGCGGCACGUGGAACCGCCCUCUUAAAGCCAUCGUCAUCCAGGACUGCGGGCUGCUGGAGUGA